AUGAACAUGGAAAACCUGGAGGAAGAACUGAAUAGAAGGAUGAGAGCAGCAUGGGCAGCAUUCGCACCCGUCAGGGAAGCUACGGACCAACUGACUCGUGACCAAGAUCGUGCCCUUCUGUUUGACUCAACAGUUCUUCCAGCGCUCUGUUACGCAGCGGUGAUGUGGGCAGACACCGCUGCCGCCUCCAGGAGGCUACUUACUACCCACACAGCCCUUGAGAGAUGCCUUCUGAAGUUUAACCGGCGCACACAACACCUAGCCAGUCUUCGCAGCUCCGACUUAAGAGGAAUGUCCCGUCUUCGCGACCCAGCGGAAUAUUUAUCGAAGCAUAGAUGGGCCGGUCACAUCAUGAGAAGAAUCGACGAUAGAUGGACUGAAAGAACGCUAGAGUGGAUCCCAAGAGAUGCUAAACGCCCUCGAGGGAGACCGACGAGAUGGAGUGACGUGUUCGCUACACGGAUGGAACAGCUGAGAGCUCAAGUGGAUACGGCUCAAGGACCUCGUCAACGUCACUCAAGAAACAUGAAAACAUCUUAG
Molecule: messenger RNA, 540 nt
Organism: Necator americanus (New World hookworm)
Lineage: Eukaryota; Metazoa; Nematoda; Chromadorea; Rhabditida; Ancylostomatidae
Exons: 1
Coding region: 1-540 (179 amino acids)
Source: RefSeq, a predicted model, not a curated record